Molecule: messenger RNA, 1934 nt
Organism: Lecanosticta acicola
Lineage: Eukaryota; Fungi; Ascomycota; Dothideomycetes; Mycosphaerellales; Mycosphaerellaceae
Source: the annotation of a GenBank genome assembly
AUGGACGGCGAUCAUGGCGGCUUUGAGCAGACGAGGCCUCGUGGGCGGCCAAGUAGACGUGAGUAUCUCAGGUUGGCCUUGUUGUUAGCCUGUCAAUAGUCUGUGGAAUGCAAACGGAAAGCCCGAUUCUUCAAUCAAGCUGCACACAUUCCCAGCUGUCAUCUCGCUCCCUCGUCAAAUCGCUCAAAUGAAUGUGCGGCGUGGUCAUGAAGAGACAUGAUGCUAACUCUGGCUUCUUCGCAGGCAAUGCCACGGACAUCGGAACCACAUAUGUACACUGGAUGCAUGAUAGGCGGCCCACGAACCUUCGUGGAUUCGACGUCGAGAGACCAGCCUUGAGCUAUACAGCCGCAAUGCUUCCGCCCGCAGCUCGGAAGGGCAAGGCGGUCGAUACAAUCCCAGCAAGACAACUCCAUUCGUCAUUCAACAAAGUCCGACAUCCGGUCAAUGUCGUCAAAUGGACUCCCGACGGUCGCCGUCUCCUCACCGGAAGCACUAGUGGUGAGUUCACAUUAUGGAACGGGACAGGCUUCAAUUUCGAAACCAUCAUGCAAGCUCAUGAUUCUGCUGUUCGCGCGGUGGAGUAUGCGCAUAGUGACGAAUGGCUCAUCUCUUCGGAUCAAGAGGGGAACGUCAAGUACUGGCAACCCAACUUCAACAAUGUUCAGGAAAUUACAGCCCAUCCAGGAGAAGCGGUCAGAGACCUCUCCUUCGCUCCCAACGAUUCCAAAUUUGUCACUGCUUCCGACGACCAAAUGUUAAAGAUCUUCGACUUUGCCAGUGGUAAAGAGGAAUCAGUGCUGCACGCACAGGGAGGGCACGGAUGGGAUGUCAAAUCUGUUGACUGGCACCCUUCUAAAGGUCUCAUAGUGUCUGGAUCCAAAGACCACCUGAUCAAGCUCUGGGAUCCGCGGUCCGGCCGCUGCAUCACGACAUUACACGGCUACAAGAGCACUGUCAACAUGACAAGGUUUGAGCCUACUAGAGGAGUCUUGCUGGCCUCCUGCAGCCGCGAUCAGAACAUGCGGGUCUUCGACAUCCAGAUGAUGCGAGACGUCUUCCUCCUCAGAGGCCACGAGAAAGAAGUCAACUCUAUCGUCUGGCAUCGCUUCCACUCCAACCUCCUGACGACCGGGAGCGCUAACGGCGAAAUGUUUCACUACCUGCUCGACGAACAGAACGCUCCCUCAGCAAACGCCGUCACUGUCUCACCUUACGACUCCCCCAACCCAGCCGACUCUCCAGCCCAAACCAUCUAUCCAGCCCACAAAAUCCAAUACGCUCACGAAUACAACAUCUGGAGCAUGGACUGGCAUCCCAUGGGCCACAUCCUCGCCUCGGGCUCCAACGACAGGGCUACUCGCUUCUGGACCCGCCCUCGACCCGGCGACCACAGCUACGUCAACGACAAAUGGCACAUAGGCCAAGAAGCCGCAGAGCAAAAGGGCACCUGGAAGAAAUCCGAACAAGCCCGUCGGGAAGAAGAAGAAGACGAAGCGGAAGACGAAGCCGAUGGCCUGGAAGAACAGAAAAUGCCCGCUGCCAGACCGGGUUCCUUCCUACCGGGCCUACCGGGUCUUGCAGCUGCUCCCGCCGUGCAACCUCCUCCAGCACUUCCGAUCCCGGACCUCAGCUUCAUGCAACUGCCGAACAACCCGCAGAAUUUCCCUACCCAGCUGCCGUUCCCACCACCACCACACUUUGACCUUUCCUCCCUGCCUCAGCCGCCUCCGGGUAUGCCUCCACUCCCACCCGGCUUCGUCCCGCCACCGGGAUUCCCGAUGUUGCCAGGAAUGACCACCACCACGCCGCCAAGUAGUUCGGGAGGAGCAGGAGCAGGAGCGAACAGCGUGCGGAAGCGAGGCCCAUUGCCAAGUCAGCAAGACAGUCUGAAAGCGGAGAUGCAGCAGGGAAGGUAUUUGAAGCCGAGGUGA